GUUUCUCCCGGACAAAUCUAAAUAGACGCUCAAUGGAGGUAAAUGUAGAAAAAAGUGUGAAGGUUUGCCGAAUGGGUAAACUUGACAAGAAACUUCUCCGUAAACAGAUUAAAUCCAGUCACACUUUGCUGAAACACGAAGGAAUCAGUACUAGGUCGGAACCCACUAAGAGUUUGGUGGUAGCUAAUGGUGGCCUAGGGAAUGGUGUCACGAGGGAGGAGCUGUCUGCUCUGCUCAAAGAGAUGGGAGAGGUGGAAAGCCUCGUCAUGCCCCCUCACAAGCCCUAUGCUUUUGUCACAUAUGGAUCUGAGGAGAAUGCCCGGAAAGCUCACAUCCACAUGAAUGGUCAAACACUUAGGUGUGGAGCAGAGAAUAGUGUGACUCUCUACCUCAGCUUUGUUGGCUCAGUGCCAUGUGAGCAGCAGGCUUGUGUGACUUUGCCAGUUGGACUAGUGUUGGUAGAGGAUUUUGUUUCUCCAGAGGAAGAAGCUUUACUGCUUGCUGCCAUUGACUGGUCAUCCACUAGUGAUGCUGUAACUGCACAAAGAGCUCUGAAGCACAGAAGAGUCAAACAUUUCGGCUUUGAAUUUCGCUAUGACAAUAACAAUGUGGACAAAGACAAGCCAUUACCUGGAGGUCUUCCCGAAGAGUGUCAGCCUGUACUGGAAAGAAUUAUGGAGAAUGGACAUACAAAGUUCAUGCCCGACCAGCUGACUGUGAACCAAUAUGAGUCUGGACAGGGUAUCCCUCGUCACGUGGAUACUCACUCUGCCUUUGAGGACACCAUCCUUUCACUAAGCCUGGGGGCGAAGACUUUGAUGGAGUUUCGCCAUCCCGACGGCCGUGUAGUAAGUGUUGCUUUGCCAGCACGAAGCCUCUUGGUGAUGCAAGGAGAGAGCCGUUACCUCUGGACACACGGAAUCACUCCUCGUAAAUUUGACAUGGUGCCCGCCUGCGACUCACAAUGCUCAUCUUCUACAACAUGUGACCUGAGUGCCAGCAACCAACUCACCUUGACCAAAAGAGGCACUCGAACGUCUUUCACUUUCCGCAAGAUUAGACAUGAACCUUGCUGCUGUGCUUUUCCCUCCGCAUGUGAUAGUCAAGUAGCUUCCUCUCCACCAUCUCCCCCCAUACUUCCUCGAGGCCACGGUGAUGCAGCCCGUCUGGAGGAGAAGUACGUUCACCGGGUUUACAACACAAUCGCCCCCCACUUUAGCAGCACAAGACACUCCCCUUGGCCACGUGUGUGCCACUUCCUGUCCUCGCUCUCUCCUGGAAAUGUGUUGGCCGAUGUUGGCUGUGGAAAUGGAAAGUAUUUGGGUGUCAACCCAGAGGUCAUUAGUGUGGGCUGCGACCGGAGCAGAGCGCUCGUCCAAAUCUGUGCUGAGCGAGGUUUCCAAGCACUUGUUUCCGAUGCCCUCUGUGUCCCACUUCGAACAGCUACUUGUGAUGCCUGUAUCUCUAUUGCAGUCAUACACCACUUUUCCACACCAGAGCGUCGCUUGGCAGCUGUGAAGGAGUUGGUGAGACUUUUGAAACCUGGGGGUCAUGCUCUCAUCUAUGUCUGGGCUUUUGAGCAAGAGUACAAGCAGCAGAAGUCCAAGUAUCUCAAAGACCACAACCCGAGAAACAACGCAGCCAAGGACAACCCUGAGCUUCACGGAAAAUCCAGUGUCUUUGCCGGAAGCAACCCUGAAGAUAACAAGAAAAGGCCUUCAGAUAAUUGCAAACUGACUGAUGACAAACUUAGUGUUCAUAUUAAUCGCACAGCCUUCAACUCUCGGGACCUUCUUGUUCCGUGGCAUCUGAAAGAGGGGAAAGGAGAAAAAAGAAGGGAGGGUGACUCAGGAGAGGGUGUCUUCCACCGUUAUUACCACGUGUUCCAGCAGGGAGAGCUGGAACAACUGUGUGUGCAGGUGGAGGGAGUCAAAUUGCAGACUAGCUACCAUGACCAGGGUAACUGGUGUGUUAUUUUAGAGAAGGACUCCAUAAGAUGAAGCCCAUUAAAGGAUCAAAAUUUGUGGAAAAGAAUGCAGUAUAGGCUAAGGUGCAAUCAAAGAUUAUUUUAACAGUGAACAACACUCAGAGUGCAGAACUGUGCAGCAGUUAAAAUGUUAACAAAAGUGGAAAUAAAAUUUGUGGUGUUCUAUUUU
Messenger RNA from Hippocampus comes (tiger tail seahorse), 2156 nucleotides. RefSeq names its product alkB homolog 8, tRNA methyltransferase (gene alkbh8). Lineage: Eukaryota; Metazoa; Chordata; Actinopteri; Syngnathiformes; Syngnathidae. The transcript has 12 exons. Gene Ontology annotation, molecular function: tRNA binding; S-adenosylmethionine-dependent methyltransferase activity; tRNA (5-carboxymethyluridine(34)-5-O)-methyltransferase activity. The record is from RefSeq and is a predicted model, not a curated record. Gene Ontology annotation, biological process: tRNA wobble uridine modification; tRNA methylation. Gene Ontology annotation, cellular component: nucleus; cytoplasm. The coding region runs from base 33 to 2000 and encodes 655 amino acids.